UCUUGCCCGCCAAAAUCACACUCAAAGCAAUCGUAGGUCUUAUGAUUAUGAGGAGAACAUUUCCCCUCACAACCUCUCGUUAUUACACUUCUGCCACUCUGUUCCUUACACCACAGAAUCUCCUUCAUCUUCUUCAGCUAAGCAUCGACCUUCAUGCUCAUAAACUAACCCAACAAUGUCACUCUCAAAUCCUCGCAAACGGGUUCGCCCAAAACGCUUUCCUCACCACCAGGCUCAUCUCUGCAUACGCCACAUGUGGAGAUUUAACCAAGUCAAGGUUUGUCUUUGACUCCAUUGAAGCCAAAAACGUUUAUCUCUGGAACUCCCUCAUUAAUGGGUAUGUUAAAGAUCAUCAAUUUGAACAAGCUAUUGCGUUGUUUCGCGAAAUGGAUCGUUGUGAUGAUGAUAGUUUGUUGCCUGAUGAUUACACUCUUGCCACAAUGUCCAAAGUUUCUGGUGAGCUUGAGGAUUUGGUUUUUGGAAAAAUGAUUCAUGGGAAGAGUGUGAGGGUUGGGGUUGUGUCGGAUAUUGUUGUUGCAAAUUCUGUAAUGUCAAUGUAUUGUAAAUGUGGCGAGUUUGGUGAUGCAAUGAAGGUGUUUGAUGAAAUGCCUCAGAGGAAUGUUGGUUCGUUUAAUGUUAUAAUGUCUGGAUGUGCUUCCUUGGGGAAUUCCGGUUCUACUUUACAUGGUGAUUUGUGGAAUUUUUUUCGAAGAAUGCAGUGUGAAGGUUAUAAAGCUGAUGCUUUCACAAUUGCUAGUCUUUUGCCUGUGUGUUGUGGUAAUGCAGGAAAGUUGGAUUAUGGGAGGGAACUUCAUUGUUAUCUUGUGAAGAAUGGAUUGGAUUUGAAGAAGGGAUCUGAUGUUCAUAUGGGGUCUUCUUUGAUAGAUAUGUAUUCAAGGAGUAAUAAACUUGUUCUUAGUAGGAGAGUAUUUGACCAAAUGAAAAGCAGAAAUAUAUAUGUGUGGACGGCAAUGAUUAAUGGUUGUGUACAGAAUGGAGCACCUGAGGAUGCAUUGAUUAUUCUCCGUGAGAUGCAAAGGAAGGAUCGAAUUCCACCCAAUAAAGUAUCGCUUAUUAGUGUGCUUCCAGCUUGUGGCUUGCUUGCUGGAUUAACAGCAGGGAAACAAGUCCACGCGUUUUCUAUUAAGAUGGAGUUGAAUGAUUAUAUUUCCUUAUGUAAUGCUUUGAUUGAUAUGUAUGCUAAAUGUGGGAGUUUAGUUUAUGCAAGACGAGUAUUUGAUAACAGUUCUUACUUCAAAGAUGCUAUCACUUGGAGUUCGAUGAUCUCUGCAUAUGGAUUACACGGGAAAGGAGAGGAAGCUGUGACAACAUAUUACAAAAUGCUUCAGCAAGGGAUCAAGCCUGACAUGAUAACAGUGGUUGGUGUUCUUUCUUCUUGUAGCAAGUCAGGAUUGGUAGAUGAAGGAAUUAGUAUAUAUAAGUCCCUGACGACGAAGUACGAAAUGAAACCAACAGUUGAAAUCUGUGCUUGUGUUGUAGAUAUGUUAGGUCGAUCGGGACAGCUUGAUCAAGCCUUGGAGUUCAUCAAAGAAAUGCCUAUAGAUCCUGGUCCAAGUGUUUGGGGAUCUCUUUUAACCGCCUCUGUAAUACAUGGAAACUCGACGACAAGAGACAUGGCUUAUAAGUGUCUCUUAGAGCUAGAACCUGAAAACCCUUCAAAUUAUAUCUCGCUAUCAAAUACAUAUGCUUCUUAUAGAAGAUGGGAUGUUGUAACUGAGGUGAGAACAAUGAUGAAAGAGAGAGGUUUAAGAAAAGUUCCAGGUAUCAGUUCGAUAACUAUCAGCGGUAAGACUCAUUCUUUCUCUGUUGCCGACACAACACAUCCUUCUUCUAGUUCAAUCUAUGAAAUGCUCGAUGACCUUGUAUCAAUAAUGACAGAUGGUUGUACUGAUAUCGAUACCCUAACUUAAAUCUCCUGGAAUUGACGUGAUAAUUGUUUUUAUCUUUUGAAGUGUCUAGUAAACACUGAAAACUGGCCAGCCAUGUAGCUCAGCCAAAUCUGAAACCCCUUGCUUGGUGAUCAUUCAAGAUUCAAAAUCAGACAUGCUAAUAAUUAUUUGUGAGAAAAACUACAAAAAAAAUCCCACCUUGUAGGUUGUUUUGAUAAAUAUGUUUACUUUAGGAGGUGACAACACUGUUGAACAUAGUGAGUGCAAAUGAAAUGGUCCCCGUGAGAUACUGAGCAGCUAAUCAAUGUGCAGAUACUUGGAUGUUCACAUUUAGUUUGAUCAUCAUGAAGAAAGGGAAAAAUACCUUACAGCGGUAAAUUAUAGGUACUGAUACUCCAAAAGAAACAGUAUGAACUAGAAUCAUUUCAUUCAAAUCCAGCCUCAUUACUGCAUAGGUGACAAAAGCAUGCUACCGAGUACCCACAAAAAUAGGAGAAUAGGGAUUUUAAUGUAACUCACAUUCUGAUUUACAACCUGAUAAAACCAGAGAGAUCUUCAUUUCCAAAUAUAUUAGAAGUAACAGAAAGUUGGCUGCAUGUGUUAGCAGAAGCAGAUGUAGAUUCAACAGUUGGCGCCAAUGAGGGAUAAAGUUAUUGUAUUAUUAAUUUCAAGUUUUUUGGGGGGUUUUAGCUUGAAUGGUCCCUUGCAUAGUCUGCCAUUACUAUUAAGAUGAAUCAUAGCACUCUUCAAAUAAAUAUAGGGUGAAAUAGCAGUUAGGAACAAUAAUCAAGAUAUGAAUAUCUGUAUUCUUGCUGCAGGUUUUUCCGCCUCAGCAACUUUGCCUUUCUUGUUUUCAAUUCACUCAUUGAGAUCAGUUUUUA
Messenger RNA from Cicer arietinum (chickpea), 2791 nucleotides. RefSeq names its product pentatricopeptide repeat-containing protein At2g29760, chloroplastic-like. Gene Ontology annotation, biological process: RNA modification. The record is from RefSeq and is a predicted model, not a curated record. NCBI's taxonomy places the organism in Eukaryota, Viridiplantae, Streptophyta, Magnoliopsida, Fabales, Fabaceae. Gene Ontology annotation, molecular function: protein binding; RNA binding.